AAAGUGUAGAACAGUGAUUUUGGAUUGUACAGUUACCUCCCCUGAAAAUCAAGACUUCAUCAAAGGAUUUAAACCAAGUCUAUGGUGAUAAAGGGUUUGUUUUUCAGGACUCAUUAAGUUGAAGAUCACCAGUCCUAUUACAAGAAGGUGACUUAUUCCAGGACACUUAGAAAGGUAGCAUAUACAUACUUAGUUUCAAGACAACAGACCUGUUACAUAUUACUAAUAAAGAUUGACGAAAAUAAGAAGAUUAUAUCCAAAGUAAUAUGGUGACAGCCCACUCAUCUAGUUGAAUGUUAGUGUUAAACAUGAAUCACAGUAUGGGUCAGGAUCAAAAUAUGACCCAUGAGCAGACCCUGCUUCAGACCCUCAGCUUAGGUCAUGCACCCAUCAAUGCAGAUCACUCACCAUACAGCUUAGAACCUCAGAAUGGCAGCUAUGUCGGAUCUCACUCAGCUUAUGAACAUUAUUUAUUUGCUCAAAAGUCUGGUUAUAUGUUGCCUAGCAACCAGCAACUCAAAAGUCCAAUGUUUGACUCUCAGGGAAUGUAUGAGAUGCAGAGUCCAGCGACCAUGUCCGACCCAAGCAUGUCCCCCUCACCCCCACCCCCACCUAGAAUCUACAAGCCAUGUGUGGUAUGCUGUGAUAAGUCAUCAGGCUAUCAUUAUGGAGUUAGUUCCUGUGAAGGAUGCAAGGGCUUUUUUAGAAGAAGUGUUCAGAAAAAUAUGCAAUAUACCUGCCAUAAAGACAAAAACUGUGUGAUUAAUAAAGUGACGAGAAAUAGGUGCCAGUAUUGUCGACUACAAAAAUGUUUUGCCACAGGGAUGUCGAAAGAAGGUAUGGAAGAACGAGCUGUAAGAAAUGACAGGAAUAAAAAGAAAGUGAAGCGACCAGAAGAAUUUACCCAGUCUGAAGAGCUGACGGAUGAUGAACAGCUCAUGUUACAGGAGAUACUGGAUGCCCAUAAUGACACAUUCCAUAAACAGUCAGAGACUUCAUUGUCUAGGGUACCAGUUAUCAAGACAAAUGGCGUGGAUGCUGAAAAAGCUGAAGACAAAGAAGGAGAAGAGAAAGGGAAGAUAGAAAAGAUUAUGUUAUGGGAAAAAGUAACCGAGCUGUCUUCAAAAGGAAUUAUAAAAAUCGUUGAAUUCGCGAAAAGGAUACCUGGUUUUGCAACAUUAUCUACCUCAGAUCAAAUCACGUUACUUAAGGCAGCAUGUUUGGAAAUCAUGAUUUUACGUCUUAGUUCUAGAUAUGAUGUUGACAAGGAUGUUUUGUGUUUUAACGAUGGAAUAACAUUAGAUCGUCAACAGUUACGUAAUGGCGGAUUCGGUUCGCUCACUGACACUAUAUUUACAUUUGCAUCUUCCCUUAAAUCCAUGGAAACGGAUAGUUUAGAAUAUGCAGCUCUGUCUGCUGUGUGUUUAGUUAGUAAUGAUCGCUCAGGUUUAGAAGAUCCAGUCAAAAUAGAACAUUUACAAGAACCUAUAUUAGAAGCAUUAAAACAUUAUAUCCGACAACGGCGGAAAGAAUCACCUCAUGUGUUUGCUAAAAUGAUAAUGAAAUUAACUGAUCUCAGGUCUAUAAGUGUGAAAGGUGCUGAAAGAGUAUUACAUUUACGGCUGGAAAUGCCCGAUGAACUGCCGCCAUUAAUUAUAGAAAUGUUAGAUAGAACUGAAAAUGUUUGUAUACCAUGACGUAAUCAAAAUUCUGCUGUUUUGUGUUAGAGCGUAUCUUCCAAGGAAUUCUGGGUAAUCUUCCAGUUGUCGGAUUUAAUGUAACAGAUAUUGGUAAAAAUCGCGAGAAGGAUUUUUCGUUUACUUCAUGGUAUAUCUGAGCAAAGUGAUAAUUGUGUUCACAGAUUAUGUUUUACAUCUGUGAAUUGAUGACUUAGGAAGAAUUAACGAUUGUUGUCAUCGUAAUUAUUUGAAUGACAGAUUCUUCCCGACAUCAGAAUCUUAACGUUUGAAUUUGUUUCAGGAAGGGAAAAAAUCUCCAGCUUUUUACUUCCUCGUUGCAGAGAGAUUAUUUAUCCCAGAUUACUAUUACUAUCAUUAUUAUACAUUCAUAUUGACUGUGUAUACUAGCAUUUGGAUGCAAAUGAUUUUUCAUGUGUAAAAUAUGAACCAUAUUCAUAUUUGAUUUUUUUUAAAGAUAAAAAAAAGAAUAAACUAUUUGUCAGAUUUACAGAUUAUGUGCUCACUCAUAAGUAAUUUGAAAAGUUAUCUAUGAAAAUCUCAGGUUUAUUUUUCAUAUCACAGACAUUGCUGUAUUCAGAUUUUAAAUUUAGUUUUUUUUUGUUUUUACAUAUAUUUUUUGUGCAGAAUUGAAAAGGUACAAUAUUAAAAAUAAUUUACAAUUAAAUACUGGAACUUUUAGUGAAAUUAAAAUUUUUGUUUUCCAUUCAAAACAUUUUUUUUUGGCAUUAAUUU
Messenger RNA from Mytilus trossulus (common blue mussel), 2432 nucleotides. Its product is annotated as retinoic acid receptor alpha-like. Gene Ontology annotation, molecular function: nuclear receptor activity; RNA polymerase II cis-regulatory region sequence-specific DNA binding; nuclear glucocorticoid receptor binding. The transcript has 12 exons. NCBI's taxonomy places the organism in Eukaryota, Metazoa, Mollusca, Bivalvia, Mytilida, Mytilidae. Gene Ontology annotation, cellular component: transcription regulator complex; nucleus. Bases 294 to 1697 code for a protein of 467 amino acids. The record is from RefSeq and is a predicted model, not a curated record. Gene Ontology annotation, biological process: retinoic acid receptor signaling pathway; cellular response to corticotropin-releasing hormone stimulus; regulation of transcription by RNA polymerase II.